CAAGUUUAGAGUCUGGUCUAUAAUAUCUUUGGUCUGCUCACAUAUCAUCGUGCUAUUUCGGAUCGACCGGAUCGCCCUCUUCCUUGCGAGUUGGCGCUUUUUUGCCUCGUUUGAUUAACGACUCAUCAGCGAAAUCAACGAAUGCAUAACCGCGCGAUCACGCAUGGUAGUCGAUAUGAUGCAUAUCCAGUUACACCUUGAAAUACGAACUUUAAGAAAAUUAAGUGGAUAUGAUCAGAAGCUAGUCAGACAUGUUGUAGCAGGGUGUCAGACUAAUGAAUUCUUAAAGUUCGUUAAUUAUCAAUGGUUAAUGAUUUUACUUUUAUCUCCUUCAUUGUUUUUGUUAUUGUUGAUAACCUCCAAAAAUUAUGACGAAUCACUAAUUAUAAGUAUUCAAAGCGUUUCAAAGAAGAAACGCAGUAUAAUAGCCGCAGCGAGUAAAAAUAUACGUCACCCUUGUGUACGGCGAUGAAUUUUUAUCGAGAUCAAGUUCGUCGCGACCACGUGUUCAGGUACAAUUUCUUUGUAGUGAUGUGUGCCUGACGCGGUCCAUCGUGCCACGGGCCACAGCUUCUUCGGCACCCACGCUUGCGCGAGUUUGUGGUGAAACUCCCGCGGCUGUUAUUCUUGUACCUAUCGUCGUUUUAUAAUUAUAUUUAAUGAAUUGUUAAUCUUCGUAAUGGUGAAUUGCUUUGGUGGCAUGAAAAUUACCAUAAAGCGCAAGAAAGUAGUACAUUACGAUACAAGUGCGGGAAAGUAGAUUCUGGUCUCGUGUGACGUUUACGCUCGAGCGAAGCGAGGGUGGAAAAGCACACGAGACGAGAAACUCUUUCCCGAAUAUGUAUCAUACCGUAUUUUUUUAUACGACGUGUGGAAAGUGCGAUUUUCAACGCACGUUUUCUGCCAAAGGUGUGGGAAAGACGCACUUUGCACAGGGAGUGUCGAAAAGAAAAAAAUAAAUCCACGUGUGUAUUGGCAUGGUGGGAAAAAAAUUAAUUGAUAAGUGGCUCGACCUAUCGUUGAAAGCUCAGAGUUCUGUGAUGGCUACGUGGGUAAUGUCUUCUGUGCGGUACAUGUAAUUCGAUUCGUUCGCUCGGACUCGGAGGACGAUGACAAAUGUCAAUUUACUUCAGCAUGGUCAAAUUGUCACGCUCGGUUUGGGGGCUCUCUUCUAAUUUUGCUUCGAAUCAGUAUUUCUCACGACUUUUGGUAACACCAUGGACGAUGGCUUCCGAUUUGAGAUUGCUAAAUUUGUCUACCAAAGUUGCUAGCAAUACCCGUGAAGAUGAGAUAAUUAUCAGUGACAAUUGUGUGAAACGUUUGAAAGAAAUCACCGAAGGAAACACUUGUUUGAGGGUUAUUGUCGAAGGUGGAGGCUGCUCUGGUUUCCAGUAUAAAUUCAACUUGGAUAGUAGUAUAAAUGAUGAUGACAAAAUUUUCCAGAAAGAUGGAGCUAAGAUUGUUAUAGACUCUACUUCCUUGGAGUAUAUUAAAGGUGCAACUAUAGACUAUCAUACAGAAUUAAUUCGUUCUGCAUUCAGAAUUACGAAUAAUCCUCUAGCAGAGCAGGGUUGCAGUUGUGGUGCAAGUUUUGCAAUAAAACUAGACUGAAUGCUGAAUAGAACCAGUUAGGAUUACUAUUUAAUUAUCUAAAUAUGUGAUAUGUAAAAUAUUACAAUCACAAUUUAAGUUUAAAAUUUUUAAUUAACAAACAAGACAAACAGUUUUAUAUGUACAUAUUCAACACUCAAAUAAUGAGUGCUAAAUUUAUUUAGAAUUCAUACAUAACGCAACACCAAGUCAAAAAGCUCUUAGCUACUAUUGCAGUUAGGAGCACAUUGAAAUUCGAUAUCGUGGUCAAAAUAUUUACAAAAAGUGGAGAAUUCCUUGUAGAGCUUGCUACAUUGUGAAAUGUGUUAGAUCAUUGAUGUGGAUUGUAAUUAGAACAAGCUUAUUUUCCUCUUUUACCAUUCUGAAAAUUAUAAAUAGUAUCAAAAUUAUUUAUUAGAAAUAUGUACAUCCUUGUAAUAAGUAUAAUAAAUGUUAGUUGUCCAUU
This is a messenger RNA of Phymastichus coffea, 2056 nucleotides long. Its product is annotated as iron-sulfur cluster assembly 2 homolog, mitochondrial. Gene Ontology annotation, cellular component: mitochondrion. Lineage: Eukaryota; Metazoa; Arthropoda; Insecta; Hymenoptera; Eulophidae. Bases 1117 to 1611 code for a protein of 164 amino acids. Gene Ontology annotation, biological process: iron-sulfur cluster assembly. The transcript has 3 exons. The record is from RefSeq and is a predicted model, not a curated record. Gene Ontology annotation, molecular function: iron ion binding; 2 iron, 2 sulfur cluster binding; 4 iron, 4 sulfur cluster binding.